Mollisia scopiformis is the source of this 2382-nucleotide messenger RNA. RefSeq lists its product as uncharacterized. The annotation marks the transcript as partial. Lineage: Eukaryota; Fungi; Ascomycota; Leotiomycetes; Helotiales; Mollisiaceae. The transcript is spliced from 2 exons. Gene Ontology annotation, molecular function: mRNA binding. The record is from RefSeq and is a predicted model, not a curated record.
AUCAGCAAUGAAAAGGCGGAGGUAGCAUGUACAGAGAUGAUCCAAAGCAUCAACGAUAACCGUGCCUUCCUCCAGCAUGAGCUGACUCUACGCGGGGAGGGAAUCGCCAGAAGAUGGAGGAAGAAGACUUUGAAGAACAGAGAGGGCCUUCUGAAAACCGUCGAUCCGGAGAUGUACGAUAGAAAGUGGCAUGAAGGACAUAUUGGAUACGAAGCCCGAUACGACAACUGGCUCAUUGAGGCACGCAAGUACCAAAAUCUCCACCUACUGCCUUAUAUGAGCCUCGAGAACUUGAAGGAGGACCCGUCUCGGCUUAUCAAGCUUCUUCAACUUCGGACCAAGUACUCUCCUGCGGACCUUGCUGCAGCGGACAAUCGCAGACUUUCUUUCGGUUGGACAACAGGGAUUCUCGAAACCGCCUUUAAUGGAUAUGCUGUCGUUAUGUAUGGCCCCCGGUAUGGUAGCCUUGUGCCCUGGGUCCGCGAUGAAGUGCACCGAGGUGAUAGUAUAGGCUUUCCUAGAGGUCAACUGAUCUUGAAGGCUCAGAACCAUCUUCCAUCGGUACUUCGAGGAGUUGUUGAAGUGCUCAUCGAUGGUCUUCCUGAGGAUAAAGACAUUGCGGCCUCCACGAAUCCAAGUCUUCUCGCCUUGCCAAAUACUGGGGAGAGUACAGUCUAUGUCGACGAAGCAUUUUCGAGUUGUUCUACUAUUUUUGAUCUUGAGAAGCUGUCGGACAUUGCGAGCAGCUAUUUCAAAUUGGCACGAGACCAUCUCUCCCAUUUACAGAUAGAUUUGGCAUAUAUGCGGCGUUAUGUCCAAAUUAUUCAGAAAUUUGGGUACUCUAAACUUCCAGAGAAGAUCACUUUCUUCAUGACAACACGAGAUCUUGAUUAUGAAGCGUGGGGGAUUCGACAUUGGGCUUGGAUCCGCGAAGAGAUUUCAGAGCUCAAGCAAAUUCAAGCAAGAUUUGCAGAUCAAAUCAACUGUGAUCAAACUGUGCCUCCAAAAUACAGGAACAAGCUGGCGUCUUUCGAAGCCCUGAUCAUUCACCUUUUGGAUGUACAGUCGCGUCACAUUCAAUUUGGGUUUCCUUACCAUCCAGGCUUCCAGCAUCAUUACGAUUUCGAGUACUCCAUGGAGGAUAGCACAAUUCACCUAUCUCAUGGUUUCAAGGGCCGGAGCGAUGACCUUCGCGAACAAGCUAUAGCAAAUGCUGAGAGCUUUGUGAAGGACCCACUACACUGGUGCGUCGCUUCUUUGACCAUAAACCCCGAUGCCCCAGGAGUGUUGGACAAAUUUCGAGUACUUGAAUUCUUGGACCAACACCUUAGCAAGGCAACCACAGAAGAGCGAGCAAGAAUUGAUGAGACACUUUUGAGAAAGAUAUCAGACCUGGCCGCUUUCAACGAGUUGCUCACGCUCGUGCGUUUGCAUCGUCCACGCGCAGUACAGCGAGACAUGAGUGAAAUGAGAUCCACUGAAGAAAGCUUAGCCUGGAGGUUUAUGAGUAAGACCAGGAUCAAGUAUGAAUUAGACCAUAAUAGGGAGAUGAUGAGUACUGAGCGAACCCUCCAGGAGAUCCCUCUACUUUAUAACACUUUAGGUCACUUAUUGAGGGCCUUUAUGGAUCAGGAACCACCCAAGGACAUGUCGGACCGCGGCUGGAUGAUUAAGGAUAUUGCACAACGAAAGGCACUUCGAUGCUUCUGGGACGGUCUCCGCCAACAGCACCAAAAGAGGCUCAAGGAUGCAGGAAUUAGCCGUACUGAUAUCGUGGACGACUUGAAGCUUAUCAGCGCCGAUAGCGAUCCCGUUUUUCUUGCCGCACUCGAAGCUGAGAGAAAGGAAUUCUUGGCUCACUCAAUGGGUGUACCUCCUUCGGCUAAGGAACCUAGACCUCGUCCCCGACAGUCGAUAAAAGACACGAAUGUGCGGCAAGAAAAGGUUUCCCAAGGCCUCGUUGAACCAACGAAAUUCAAGCCUAAGACACGAGGAGAGGCAUCAAGUAUUGACCAAGAGCUUGAGGAUUUGAACAUCAUUCCUAGUAAUGACGCUCAAGUACCUUCUGAGAAAGUCCCAGUCAAGAAAUCGGCGUUCGAGGUUUUCAGCAGCCUCUUCCCGAGACGAGGAGGCUCGAAGAGUGUUCUUUGGGAUAAGUUUGUCGAUGCCAUGGCCAAAGUAGGCUUCAUGUCUCGACGCAGCGGCGGCUCUGCUGUGACCUUCGAACCCAGUGGGGAAUCAAAGUGGUAUGGACAGGGAAGUAUUGUCUUCCAUCGCCCUCACCCUGAUUCUACGAUCGAUCCUGUGAUGCUUAACUCGAUUGGAAAGCGCAUGAAGAAGUGGUUUGGAUGGGGCAAUGAGACAUUUGAGCUAGGAAACUGA